Messenger RNA from Diversispora eburnea, 399 nucleotides. The record is from the annotation of a GenBank genome assembly. Lineage: Eukaryota; Fungi; Glomeromycota; Glomeromycetes; Diversisporales; Diversisporaceae.
CAAGAAUUAUUAAAAAAACAGCAAACAGAGCACAAAGCUGAAAUAGAAAAAUUGAAAGCUAAACUUCAAUCACAAAAAGUGCAGAAAACACAGACACCAGUUUCACAAACUGUUGAACCGGUUAGACAGCUAAGAGAAUCAAAAGUAGAUGAAAUUGGACAAAUGACAUCUCAAUUUGGAAAAAUGGUACUUGAAAAUCAAUUCCAAAAACCACUUUCACCGGUAAUGCAAAAAAUGUGCCAAUCUUAUACAGUUCAGAAGGAAGAAUCAGAUGAGUGUUUUUCAUCUCUACAAUACCUGAAUGCUAGUAUAAAUGAUUUAUCUAUUUCUGAAUUAUUUUUAGAUAAUGGAAAUAAAUUUGGAGCCUUGAAUGAUGCAGUAAUUAAUGUUCUUGGAUAG